ACAUGUCCUGAACCAAGUUUUUGUUGAAGAGGUCAUUUUUGGGUAGGAUAUCUCACCUGGUCAACACCUCGAAAUCAACACAUUUAUCGGGAAGGGAACAGCAAGACAGUUAGUGAAAAAAUUCCUAUCAUGGAGGUUGCAGAAAAGAAGAUGCCCAAACAGGCCCAGCUGCUCUCUCUUGGCCGCAAGGACACCAGUCACCUCUUGGAAGUGUACGUGAAGCGCAGCAUCAGUUUAAGUGACGGGACAUGUGAGGACCAGAGGUCACCAACAAAGCCUCGGAAGUGGGUGACACUGUCAGAGAAACGCAGAAGAGUCCACCGGCAUUCUAUUGACUCCUUGGUCACCUUAGGGCCCAGCAAACUUGGCGAGGGCGAUGCCACCAGCACACCACCUGACGAGGGCUUUGCUAUACCAAAUGUGGCUCCUGUAGAAAUCCCAGGGCCUGCUGAUAUUCCUGAGAUUGAUGCGUCUACUCAACUGGAGAAUAAGUCUAAAGAGGGAAAGAAGAGGACCAAAAGGCCCUCUCUCUGGAAAAGUUUUCUGGGUUUCUUCUCGAAGAAGGGGAGUGACCAGAAAGAUGAGCAUGAGUCUGGUACAGAGACUGGUGGACAGUCGCAAGGAAACAAAUCCAUAAAAAAGCAAUGGCGCUCCAUGAGGAGACCUCUGAGAAAAAUAAAGAGUGACAGCUUCAGAGGGUCUGUGAGGAGAUCAUCGGCUCGGAACAGGGCCAACACUACAGAAAUAACUGGAGUUGAAUCGGUUGUGAGUGUGGUGCUUACAGACUCAUACUAUGAGAAAGUGUCAGAAGAGCUGGAGAAGAUUGUGUCUGAGGAGAAAGAGACAGACACAGCUUCUACAGAUGAGGACGUCAUCAAAAGGAUCAUUGUUCUGAUGAAGCAGCAAGGAGACGUCAUUGAUAACAAGCUGAAGGAGAACCCCAGCCUAAGCGCAUUCUUUCAGAAGCUGUCCUACAGUACCUUCCAGCAGUUGGCUGAUACGUACGUGGAGACAGAGACCCCUACAGGCCAGAGCCGCCAGACACCACACACUGUUGGGCCCGGGCCCGUCAACGCCCCGGAGCUGGUCAAGCUGGCCUUCACUCUGGACUUCACAGCCAGGGUGGCCUGUCUCUCCAGACAAUCCACAGGACACAUCAUGGGCCUGGGCAACCGCUACUUAGAGGACCGCUUCACCCAAACACCAGAGGUUCAUCCAGAUCCGACGCUGCAUCACCAGGAUGGUCCUAAUCGUUGAUGCACCACCACAUGCAAAUGAGACCAACUAGUGCAGGGGAAAGUAAACAUACUCAGUACUGUAAUAACACAUAAAGUGUUCCUUGGGACACAAAUAAAACCCAGAGGCAGGUCACCUCGGGAACACCACUUAUGGUAGUCCUUGUACCAGUAAACCUACACUAGGUCAUCUAAAUAACUACUAUGUGUACAGGUUAGUAAGUAAAAUAUAUCCACUUCUUACCACUUGUGGUGCAGUCUGUAUUUACUUAUCUGAAUUAGUGAUAGUAAGUACUAUGUAGCCUACUGUAACUGCAUGUACAGGUACAUUGGUUAUUUCCCCACAGCAGGGUAUCUUAAUCCUGGUUCUGUGAACUCAAAAGGGUGCACAUUUUUGGUUUUGCCCUAGCAAUACACACCUGAUUCCACUAAUCAAAGGUUUGAUGAUAAGUUGAUUAGUGACGUGUGUAGUGCUAGGGUAAAAACUGAAAUGUGCACCCCUACAGUAACCCAAGAGUAAUGCAUUGUUUCUGGGGAUUCUACUUAUGACACGUGACAAAAUAAGAAAACCAAGCUAUUGAUCCAAACUAUUUAUGUAGCAAUAUUUCCAGAUGGUAGAAAUAUAUUUUCUCUAAUACUGUGGUCCUGUGUGGCUCAGUUGUUAGUGCAUGAUGCUUGUAACACCAAGUGUCAGUUCCCACUGGAGACACCCAUAUGUGAAAUGUAAACACGCAUGACUGUAAGUCACUUUGGAUAAAAGCCUCUGCUAAAUGGUAUAUAUUAUUUCUGCAAUAUCAAUGUUUUACAGAUUUUUUUGAAUGCACUUUACAAAACUUUAUCUGGCGAUGUAAUAAUGCAAUGCAAUGUCCUGCACUUUACACAGUGCACUUGUGUAUUAAUGCAAUUACAUGAAAAACGCAGCAUACUUCUGUUAACUUGUUUUAUUAACUAUUAUUGUUAUUGGCAGUGCAAUCUUUAGUUUCAUCAUUGUUCACCUGUUUUGUUUUUCAGUCUAAGGAUGAACAACUGCUGAUCAACAAUAUGACAUUUAUAUAGAUGUGUAUGCUGGCAUUCACACUUUGUUAAAUGAAUAAAUUAUGUUUUUGUUAAAAAGCA
Molecule: messenger RNA, 2351 nt
Organism: Oncorhynchus masou masou (cherry salmon)
Lineage: Eukaryota; Metazoa; Chordata; Actinopteri; Salmoniformes; Salmonidae
Exons: 6
Coding region: 130-1257 (375 amino acids)
Biological process (GO): regulation of extrinsic apoptotic signaling pathway
Source: RefSeq, a predicted model, not a curated record